Alternaria incomplexa is the source of this 1512-nucleotide messenger RNA. RefSeq lists its product as uncharacterized. Gene Ontology annotation, cellular component: mitochondrial outer membrane. NCBI's taxonomy places the organism in Eukaryota, Fungi, Ascomycota, Dothideomycetes, Pleosporales, Pleosporaceae. The coding region runs from base 1 to 1512 and encodes 503 amino acids. Gene Ontology annotation, molecular function: ubiquitin-like modifier activating enzyme activity; tRNA threonylcarbamoyladenosine dehydratase activity. The transcript has 3 exons. Gene Ontology annotation, biological process: cyclic threonylcarbamoyladenosine biosynthetic process. The record is from RefSeq and is a predicted model, not a curated record.
AUGCCUUCCUGGCUGUCGCGAGCAACUGAGUCUCACAAUGCUCAGCUCAUCACGACUGCAGCCGUGUCAGGCUUUGUCGUGGGCAGUGCGAUUCUAGGUUUUCAGAAAGCUCGGCGCUUGACAAGGGUAGCCGAUCUGAAGGCAUCGAUUCCAGACGUCAGUGACGAACAUCGCGCGUCCAGACUGACCGAAUAUGGUGCUGCUUCCAAUGUCUUCGCCCCAAGCAAGGAAGAUGAGCGGAGUAUGGCAUUAGCCGCAAGGGCAAGGAAAGGUGACUACGACGACGAUCUCAUCCUUGAACAACUCGCAAGAAAUAGAGUCUUUCUCACAGAUCCUGGAAUCGCCAAGCUAAGGAAUGCCUUCGUAAUUGUAGUCGGAUGCGGAGGCGUCGGAUCACAUGCUACGGCCGCCCUCGCUCGCUCAGGAUGCUCCAAACUUAGGCUUAUCGACUUUGACCAGGUCACGCUGUCUUCGCUCAAUCGGCAUGCAGUUGCUACACUAGCAGAUGUCGGAACGCCCAAGGUUCACUGCCUCCGCAAACGACUCGAACAAAUCACACCCUGGACCCAUUUCGAAUGCCGAAAUGAACUCUUUGCCGAGCAUACUGCUGCAGCUCAGCUAGCACCCAUGAACCAUCAGCAGCCGGAUUUUGUUAUCGACGCUAUCGACAACAUUGACAGCAAGGUUGCACUUCUGGCAUACUGUUACAUGAAUAACAUCAAAGUCAUAUCUUCCAUGGGUGCAGGAUGCAAGUCUGAUCCUACACGAAUAUUCAUUGGCGACAUCUCCACAAGUACAGACGACCCGUUGUCAAAGUCUACAAGGCGAAAGCUACGCUUGAAGGGUGUCAAGGACGGCAUACCAGUUGUCUACUCUACAGAAAGGCCAGGCCCAGGGAAGGCUGAGCUCCAACCUCUCUCCGAAGAAGAAUUUGCGAAAGGCAACGUGGGAGAGCUUGGUGUUCUUGCAGAUUUCCGGGUAAGAAUCUUGCCAGUUUUGGGUACUAUGCCAGCCAUCUUCGGUCUCGCAGUUGCGAAUCAUGUCAUCCUUUCCAUCUCUGGCUACCCUCACGAAUACUUGCCAGCCAAGUCACGCGACAAGAUGUACGACGGAAUUUUAGGUGCUCUCCAAGGUGCCGAAGAAAGACUGGCACGUGCACUCUUCAGCGAGGACCCACUGGGUCUCAAGAUUCCCAUAACACAAGAUGAUGUGGGCUAUCUAGUAGAAGAAGUAUACCAUGGCCGAAGUAUCAUCAGUGGGUUGUCUACACGCCUAGUAUUGACACGAUGGACUAAGCCAGCUCUGAGUUUUGUUGAUGAGAGAACACCGGGUCAGAAGAAUAGUCAUCUCCAGAUGAAGGACUUGGUUCUUAUGACGAAAGAAGAGGCAACAAAGCAUGAGAGGGAAGUGUUAAAAGGCCAAAAAAGCUUAGAGGAAGUAUAUGACGCCGAAACGAUUGAACGUGUCGACAAGACAAUGGCUGAAGAAGACAAGUUCCAACGUUUGAGGUAA